AUGGCCUCCUUCACGUAUGCCAAUGGCGACGAGCCAGGUGAGUUUUCCGAGGGCAUCUUCGUGACAUUAGUGGUGCUGUCGCAGAUCGGCCUCUUCGUUUGUAGUUCCAUUGCAGCCAAGAAAGCGGGCUUUUGGUACGAGGAUCAGGUGCAUCGCAGCUACACGGUCUUUUACAACGCCGCUCUGGUUCUGAACCUGAUCUUGGACAUUAUGCUGCAAACCUACCUAAGCUACUUGCAGAUGGUAGGAGUCGGAGUGCACACAGCAGAUGGACAACUUUUGGGUGCGAUGACGAACUUUCAGGAUAUCUUUGAGUCCUACCCCAUGCAGAAGUCGCUGGGGAAGCUGCUUUUCAAGUAUUGCUGGCCAUGUACCUUCUUCGUGCCCCUUGGUAUGGCGAGGCCUUUCCUUUUUGAGCCGGUGAUUGCCCAGCUCCUACCUGCUCACAUCGCCAGGAUCUUAGUUGGCUCCAAUCCACGUAUUCGAGGUGAAAUGGCUGAGAAGGCCUUCGAGUUGGGCGAGAUGGAACCAGGACGCUAUGCAGACUGCAUCUUCAACGUGAUCCUGGUGACGUGCAUUCCCUUCAUUUCGCCCGCCUACAUGGCAAUGACCUUUGGUGCCUUGAUUGUCUCCCAUGUCUACCUCUACAGCUAUGACCGGGCAGCUUGGAUGCGGUGGAUUUCAGCGCCGAAGCAUAGGCCAGUAAAAAAUCCCUUAAAGAAGGCCAUGGAUCACCAGGGAUGUUCCAAGAUGUUCCAUAUCCAAAGUGGUGGUGAUAUGGUGAUAUGA
Molecule: messenger RNA, 789 nt
Organism: Cladocopium goreaui
Lineage: Eukaryota; Dinophyceae; Suessiales; Symbiodiniaceae
Source: the annotation of a GenBank genome assembly